AUGUUCACGGAUCUCAUUACUUCCAGCAAGUUGGGUAUUCUAGCCGCCCUUCCAAUCCUCUACUGGAUCGGCUGGGUUAUUUACGCACGCACUCUACACCCAUUGAGCAACAUUCCCGGUCCAUUCUUGGCGACGGUCUCUCGACUAUGGUACAUACGGAAAAUUUGGUCAGAGGAUGUGGAAAAGGAUGAGAGGGCCCUACACGAGAAAUUCGGUCCUUUGAUUCGCAUUGCGCCGGAUGAAGUGUCAUGCUCCGAUCCUGACGCAUUUGCAGAUAUUUAUCGCUUUUCCAACGCUUUGGAUAAGGCCGAGUUCUACAGACCCUAUAACACCACCGGGUUCAGCCCCCACGGAGACGUGUUCUCAUGCAAGAACGACAAGAAGCAUGGCCAGAGACGCAAGAUUACCAGUAGUGUCUACUCAAUGAGCAAUGUAGCCAAGUCGGAACAGUAUAUUGAUGCUUGUGGCGAUCUUUUGACCGAGCGGUUGGCAAAAUUUGCGGACACAGGCAAGCCCUGUGACAUCGGGGAGUGGCUGCAUUGGUACACUUUCGACAUCAUCGGUGAGCUCUUUUAUGGCAGGGCAUUCGGCUUCCUUGAUGAAGGCAAGGAUCAGAAUGAUUGGAUCAAAUCUCUCGAUAAGAUGAUUCCCUUUGUCUGUCUCAUGGGCGUUGCGCCGCCAGCUCUCCGACCUUUCAUCGGCAUCGGAACCAUGCUCACGUCCGCCGGAAAGGAAAUUGCGAAGGGAGUGAAGAACAUUGGCGAAUCCUCCGCGCGGCUUAUGAAGGACGCGUACGAGUCACGCCUCGAGGCCCCAAGGACCGAUAUGGCCCAGCAGGUAUUCGCCAUCUACGAAAAGAAUGGCGAAAAGUACGACUACCGAUGGGGCGACGUCGAGCAGGAAUCGUACGGCGCGCUUUUUGCCGGCAGUGAUACCACCGCGAUCGCCUUUCGAUCCCUUUUCUACCACCUCAUGCACAACCCUGACAUCUAUCGCCGCCUCGAGGCUGAAAUCGACCAGGCCGUCAGCGAGAGUCGGCUGAGUAUGCCUCCUGUAUACAAAGAUGCAUCCCAGCUUCCUUACCUGUGCGCGUGCAUCAAAGAGGCCUUGCGCAUCCACCCCGGAGCACAGCUCUCUCUACCACGUACUGUGCCUCCACAAGGAAUGACAAUCAGCGGACAGUUCAUUCCUGGCGGCUACACUGUUGGCAUAAAUGCCGCUGUGCUGCACUUCGACAAGAAAGUGUUUGGUCAGGACGCGGAGAGCUUCAACCCCGAUCGAUGGUUGGACACUUCCCGUGCCAACUACAUGGACAAGUAUAUGAUGGCCUUUGGUGGUGGCACCCGCACUUGCCUGGGCAAGAACAUUGCUCUCAUCGAAUUACACAAGCUCACUCCUCACCUUGUGUGGAACUAUAGGUUCGAGUUCUACGACCAGAACAAGACCACUUGGCAUACAAGGAACACCUUCUUUGCACGACAGGAGGGGGUAGUCGCUCGCAUUGUAAAAAGAAGGAAUUAG
This is a messenger RNA of Colletotrichum costaricense, 1521 nucleotides long. RefSeq lists its product as uncharacterized. Gene Ontology annotation, molecular function: iron ion binding; heme binding; monooxygenase activity. The transcript has 5 exons. Bases 1 to 1521 code for a protein of 506 amino acids. NCBI's taxonomy places the organism in Eukaryota, Fungi, Ascomycota, Sordariomycetes, Glomerellales, Glomerellaceae. The record is from RefSeq and is a predicted model, not a curated record.